Molecule: messenger RNA, 3146 nt
Organism: Manihot esculenta (cassava)
Lineage: Eukaryota; Viridiplantae; Streptophyta; Magnoliopsida; Malpighiales; Euphorbiaceae
Product: protein argonaute 4
Exons: 21
Coding region: 158-2887 (909 amino acids)
Biological process (GO): regulatory ncRNA-mediated post-transcriptional gene silencing
Cellular component (GO): cytoplasm
Molecular function (GO): protein binding; RNA binding
Source: RefSeq, a predicted model, not a curated record
UUCAACUGCUUAGUUUGCAAAUUGUCUUUUGUCUCUUCUCACUAGCCGCUUACAGAGAGAGAUUCCGGUCAACGUAGUUCUCACCGGCUAGGACCACUUGGCCAACGCCGUCGCUGGCACUGACGCUGACGUAGCCUGCGUUGAAUGUUAAAAGCACAUGGAUUCGAUUGAGCCGGAGAAAAACGGGUCACAGCAGGAUUUGCCUCCUCCUCCACCGGUUGUUCCACCGAAUUUAGUUCCGCUCAAAGUAGAGACUGAGCCGGUGAAGAAGAAGCCUGCUAGGGUUCCGAUAGCUAGGCGUGGGUUUGGAUCUAAAGGACAGAAGAUUUCUCUUCUUACCAACCACUUUAAAGUGAAUGUGACCAAUGUUGAGGGUUACUUUUACCAUUAUAGUGUGUCUCUCUCAUAUGAAGAUGGUCGUCCUGUUGAUGGAAAAGGCGUUGGGAGGAAGGUCAUCGAUCGAGUUCAGGAGACUUACGAUUCUGAGUUAGAUGGAAAGAACUUUGCAUAUGAUGGGGAGAAGAGUUUAUUCACUAUUGGUUCUCUUCCUCGCAACAAGCUUGAGUUCACCGUUGUGCUUGAGGACGUCACGUCUAACAGAAACAAUGGAAAUGCAAGCCCUGAAGGUCAUGGUAGUCCUAAUGAGAGUGAUCGGAAAAGGUUGCGGCGACCAUAUCAUUCUAAAACGUUCAAGGUCGAGAUCAGUUUUGCUGCAAAAAUACCCAUGCAAGCCAUUGCAAAUGCGCUUCGGGGGCAGGAGUCGGAGAACUCUCAAGAAGCCAUAAGGGUUCUGGACAUCAUAUUGCGUCAGCAUGCAGCUAAACAGGGUUGCCUCCUUGUUCGCCAGAACUUUUUUCACAAUGAUCCAAGGAAUUUCGCAGAUGUUGGGGGUGGUGUUCUGGGUUGUAAAGGGUUUCACUCGAGUUUUAGAACCACUCAGGGGGGCUUAUCUCUGAAUAUUGAUGUAUCUACAACCAUGAUAAUUCAGCCUGGGCCGGUUGUGGAUUUUCUAAUUGCCAACCAAAAUGCAAGAGACCCCUUUCAACUUGACUGGGCUAAGGCAAAACGAACUCUUAAAAACCUGAGGAUCAAAGCUAGCCCCUCGAACCAGGAGUACAAGAUAACUGGUCUGAGUGACAAACCAUGCAGAGAGCAAAUGUUUCAACUUAAACAAAAAAGGGAUGGGGAUGGUGAACCUCUGGAAUUAACUGUUUAUGACUAUUUUGUUAAUCAUCGUCAUAUAGAUUUGCGCUAUUCUGCUGAUUUGCCUUGCAUUAACGUUGGGAAGCCAAAGCGCCCUACUUAUAUUCCGAUUGAGCUUUGUACUUUGGUGUCCUUGCAACGAUACACGAAAGCACUCAAUACUCUCCAAAGAGCUUCCCUGGUGGAGAAAUCAAGGCAAAAACCCCAAGAGAGGAUGAGUACUUUAACAAAUGCUCUUAAAAGCAGCAAAUAUGAUGCUGAACCUAUGCUACGUUCUUGUGGCAUUUCAAUCAGUACUAAUUUUGCUGAUAUUGAAGGCCGUGUUUUGCCUGCUCCAAGGCUAAAAGUAGGCAAUGGGGAGGAUUUCUUUCCCCGGAAUGGGCGGUGGAAUUUUAAUAACAAGAAACUCGUGGAGCCUAGUAAGAUAGAAAGAUGGGCUGUUGUGAACUUCUCAGCGCGAUGUGAUGUUCGUAGCCUUGUAAGAGACCUUACAAGAUGUGCAGAUAUGAAAGGAAUUCCUAUGGAGGCUCCCUUUGAUGUAUUUGAGGAGAAUCCACAGUUUAGGCGAGCUCCACCUACAGUUAGAGUGGAGAAAAUGUUUGAGGAGAUACAGUCUAAACUUCCUGGUGCCCCCAAGUUCCUAUUGUGUUUACUCCCGGAGAGGAAAAACUCAGAUAUAUAUGGCCCUUGGAAGAAGAAAAAUCUUGCUGAGUUUGGAAUUGUCACCCAGUGCCUGGCUCCUCAAAGGGUCAAUGACCAGUAUCUGACUAAUCUUCUGUUGAAGAUCAAUGCAAAGCUUGGUGGGUUAAAUUCUAUGUUAUCAGUUGAACAUACUCCUUCUAUUCCGGUUGUUUCUAAGGUUCCUACAAUCAUACUUGGGAUGGAUGUAUCACAUGGCUCUCCUGGGCAUUCUGAUUGCCCGUCCAUUGCUGCGGUGGUCAGUUCCAGGAAUUGGCCAUUGAUUUCUCGUUACAGGGCAUCAGUUCGCACUCAGUCUCCAAAGGUGGAAAUGAUAGACUCUCUAUACAAACGAGUGUCAGAAACUGAGGAUGAAGGAAUGAUUAGGGAGCUUCUGUUGGAUUUUUAUACCAGUUCAGGUAAAAGGAAACCAGAUCAGAUCAUCAUAUUCAGGGAUGGUGUAAGUGAAUCUCAAUUUAAUCAAGUAUUGAAUAUUGAACUGGAUCAGAUAAUUGAGGCAUGCAAGUUUCUUGAUGAGAAAUGGAACCCCAAGUUUGUGGUGAUUGUAGCUCAGAAGAACCACCAUACAAAAUUCUUCCAAAAGGGAUCUCCUGAUAAUGUUCCACCUGGUACUGUCAUAGACAAUAAAGUCUGUCAUCCAAGGAACAAUGAUUUCUAUCUCUGUGCUCAUGCAGGAAUGAUUGGUACUACAAGACCCACACAUUACCAUGUUUUAUUAGAUGAGGUUGGCUUUUCAGCAGACGAUCUUCAGGACCUAGUGCAUUCUCUAUCAUAUGUUUAUCAAAGAAGUACAACUGCCAUUUCUGUAGUUGCGCCAAUAUGCUAUGCUCACCUGGCUGCCACCCAGAUGGGAUCGUUCAUGAAGUUCGAAGACACUUCUGAGACGUCAUCGAGUCACGGUGGUGUAACCUCUGCUGGAGCUGUUCCUGUGCCUCAGCUGCCCAAAUUGCAGGAUAAAGUAUGCAAUUCUAUGUUCUUCUGUUGAGGCGUUGAGGCAGGCUGAUAAUGUAAAUAUGAAACUUGAAGACACCUUGUGUACAUGGUCUUAGGUGGUGGGGGUUUUGAUACUCCUAUCUUGCUCAGGAGUUGAAUCUUGCACCUAGAUGUUAGUCUUAGUAGUAUCUGUUAAGACAGAAUUGGCCUUGCACGCACGCCUUUCUAUUUUGCUGCCACCACAGCUUUUUUCUUGGUUCACCCUUUGGUGCUGCUUUCAAGUGAGGCUUAACAAUUGCUUUUGCUUUCAA